AUGCUAACCGAACAUGAAGUCCUGCCACGCGUGAUUGCUCAAGAGGAACCUCGCACAUUAACGGCUCAAAGUAGAUAUGAGCUGCGGGUAAUCCAGCAGCCUGAAUUCGCGGCUGAGACGCUAGUUGGUCCUUAUGGACUUCCUAUCGUCCCCGCGCCGAUGGUUGAGGUCAUCCGGCUCAUAGAUGGACGAGAAGUGGAUUUGGCUCCAGAGGAAGCCAUGCGCCUCGUAUUGACUCCACAUGUGAUGCGCGGAGGCUUUGAUAAUGAGCCGCUAGAAGAUGUAACUGAGCAAGGCCUUCGGUUUGAGCCAACGAACGUCAUUCUGGAUGGAAACCACUGGCUUUUUGUAUUCGGUGAUUGCGGCAUUCGUAAUGUUGGGCGAUAUAGCCUUCGUUUCAGCUUAUGGCCCAUGGAGAACGGCGCACCUGCCCUAGCCCAGGUGACGACGCAAACUUUCCCCGUGGUCGAGACUGGCGAGUGGCCAUUGCACGAACGAUGGUUCACUCCAUUGAGCGCGCGCAUCGCGGAGGAACAUCCGCGUCUGCAUAUUUACAGGCCGAGGUUCUGA
Messenger RNA from Puccinia triticina, 570 nucleotides. RefSeq lists its product as uncharacterized. The transcript is spliced from 5 exons. NCBI's taxonomy places the organism in Eukaryota, Fungi, Basidiomycota, Pucciniomycetes, Pucciniales, Pucciniaceae. The coding region runs from base 1 to 570 and encodes 189 amino acids. The record is from RefSeq and is a predicted model, not a curated record.